Molecule: messenger RNA, 1511 nt
Organism: Aspergillus ochraceoroseus IBT 24754
Lineage: Eukaryota; Fungi; Ascomycota; Eurotiomycetes; Eurotiales; Aspergillaceae
Product: putative integral membrane protein
Exons: 6
Coding region: 340-1434 (364 amino acids)
Source: RefSeq, a predicted model, not a curated record
UACCAUUUGGCUCUACUUAUCUUGUACUCGCCCCUCGCUUUUUAUACACCUCCAAGCUGCCCUGUUUCCAAUUUCCCCUCCCUCUCUCCUCCUUCAACCCGCAGCUUUACGCUUCAUGUGCUUCUCAACGCUCAUUUAACAGGAUAUUUUGUGAGACAUGACAGUAACCCAAUUCACUUUGAUUGAGGUUUAGAUCGGGUUCACGCACUCGAGCCACUCAUUUCCUCCUCCCCACACUCUUUACAGACCACCCUUCCGGUUUUCGAACCGUGCGCUUCUUUACACGCUCUACCAGGGCUUUGGAAACUUCCUUUCCCUUCAUAGUUGUUGGAUGGAACCAUGGCAAUAGGCGUGCCUCGCGGUCGACAGGCACUGGUGGUCAGUGCCACCUUCACCUCCCUGGCCACCUUGAUCACAGUAGUUCGUGUCUACACACGGGCGUUCUUGGUGAAACAGAUGGGUGCAGAUGACUGGACAAUUUUAGUAUCCCUGUGUUUAAGUUGGAUAUUUUUUGGUCUUUUUGUGGGAGAAACUGCAUAUCUUAUGGGCGAGCACUACGACAAGGUUCCCCCAGCCACUUUCAACAAGCAAAUGAUUUGUUUUUGGGCUUCCGUCCCUAUCUAUCAAGCCACCCUGAUCAGUACCAAAGCUUCCAUCCUCUUGCAGUACAAACGGGUUUUCUCCACCCCGCGCAUGCGUCUUGCCUGCUACUACUUGCUUGGAUUCCUCGCGGUUUGGGGAACAUGGACUUUCCUCAGCGCAUGGCUUAAUUGCCUCCCAGUCGCUAAGUUUUGGAAUGACUCCAUUUACGGCUAUUGCCUGGAUAAGAAAGCUCUCUGGUUCUCGAAUUCUAGUAUCCAUAUUUUCACCGAUACCCUCAUCUUGAUCUACCCAAUGCCGGUUCUCAAAAACCUCCAGCUUCCUUUACGACAAAAAUUGGCUCUCAUGUGUAUCUUCGCGCUGGGAGUUUUUGUGCUUGUUACCAGUGUUCUCCGUUUAAGAAGUCUUCUAGUUAUCGCCGAUUCCUCAGAUGAAACCUAUGACAAUGUUGGAGCAGCCACCUGGUCUGCUAUCGAAUGCAACGUCGCUCUUAUGUGUGCUUCUCUCCCUGCGACCCGGGCUUUCAUCUCCCGUCUUCUCCCUCGAUUUUUCUCAACAGGCCGAAGCAAGGGUACAACAAACCCCUACAAUGAUGGCCCCCGAAGCCGCACUACAAACCACACAGGUUUCCAGGCUUCCAUCGCCGCCACAAAUCCUCAGUCCCCCCGUUUCCAGAUGAAUGUUAUGGGUGGGCGUGCCGAUAGUCCUGGGGGCAAGGAUUAUCUUCCCUCUACCCUGGUGGGAGAAAUCAAGGUUACCACCAUUGUGUCGCAAGAAUCUGUGGUUUCGCCUCAAGAUGAGUAUUCCAGCUUGCGACGGUUGAUCAACGACUAAUUUUCAUGGUUCUUAAUGGGAGGCAAGAGCAGAGUGGGUUUCCCGUUGCUUGAUUUCUUUCUCAGUAUUUUAUUUAU